UUCUACUUUCAAUUCCUAAGAGAGAACAAUGGCAGUGGGAGAUUUAUCUUCUUCUUCUUCUUCUUCUUCCACGGAGUUGCAUGUUUUGGCUGUUGAUGAUAGUCUUGUUGAUCGUAAGGUUAUAGAGAGGUUGCUUAGGAUCUCUGCUUGUAAAGUGACGACCGUUGAGAGUGGGACUAGGGCUCUUCAGUAUCUUGGCCUAGAUGGAGAUGAUGGAUCUUCUGAUCUUAAGGAUUUGAAGGUGAACUUGAUAGUGACAGAUUACUCUAUGCCGGGACUAACAGGAUAUGAACUACUCAAGAAGAUCAAAGAGUCAUCUGCAUUUAGAGAGGUACCAGUAGUGAUAAUGUCCUCUGAGAAUAUACAACCUCGUAUUGAACAAUGUAUGACAGAAGGAGCAGAGGAUUUCCUGCUAAAACCUGUGAGAUUAGCAGACGUGAAGCGGUUAAAAGAACUUAUAAUUAGAAGUGUUGAAGCUGAAGAAGAACAUAAAGCCAAACACUCUUGUCCUAACAGAAUCCUACAAAACAACACUCGUGGUGUUUCCUCUCUGGAUGAUGAUGACACACCAUCUUCCAAGCGAAUGAAACUAGAAUCUAGGGUUCAUGUUUGAGCAGCUUGAGCAUCUCCUCUCUCUUUUCUUUUGUUUACAAUUAGAAAAGAUGUCGUUAUGUUUUGAUAUAUGCAAGUUUUUAGAUCCUGAUGCUCAUAAUAAGGACUGUUUUUCCAAGUAUAUGAUAUUGUAGUAUUCGUUGAAUAAUGUCAUUAUCUUUUUAUGAUCAGGUACAAAACAGAGUAAGC
Molecule: messenger RNA, 801 nt
Organism: Eruca vesicaria subsp. sativa (arugula)
Lineage: Eukaryota; Viridiplantae; Streptophyta; Magnoliopsida; Brassicales; Brassicaceae
Source: the annotation of a GenBank genome assembly